AUAAAAUAAUGUUUCACCCUAUUGACGAAAUCACUUUCAAGGUCAAGCGAAGAACAAUACACCGUGUGUGUAAUAAACUGGUGCAUUAGUUAAACAAAUGUGCUCGUAACCCAACGAUUACUGUUUCGCAACAUUUUAUUAAACAAUCAAUUGAAUAAAACAAGUGGAAUAUAAUUAACACGAAAAAAGAAAGACCUUUAGGGAUUAAUACCUCUUUUAUCAGUUGAGUAACAACAGACUGUAUAUUUCAAUUCCAUUCCCAUGACACAAUAAACCAACCAACAACUUUGGGUGUUAUGAAAUAAAUUUCUUUAAAACAAGAAUUACACAAUUUGUAGUAAAUCACAUUCACAAACUGCACUCACUUUCAAUGAUGUACAGUGUAUAGAAAAAGGUGGUUUUAUUUGUGCACCAUAUCGAUUGAUCUUGUUCAAUGUGUACUAUUCACUUCAGAGUUUUGUUAUUCAUAAGUUUGUUCAAUCAUUUACAACAUUUUAUCCAUUCAAAUCGAAUCUCAUCAAAAUCGCUGCCUGUUGGCAAUGAUUUACAAAAUGUCAGUAUUUUAACUACUAGUCAUAAGAACUCCUUGGACAAAUCAAAUAUUUCUAACUACUUAUGGUAUUUAUUUCAAAAUCGAAAUACCGAUUCACGUCGAUUGCAAAAACCCAUUUUGUAUUAUACGCCAACGCCAAAUUCAAACAAUGAAAUCGACAACGUCACAUCGAUCCGAUUCAAUAGAUCGGAUAUGUUCAGUGGUCAGAAACCGUUACAUCGCUACAAUAAUAAUAAUAAUCAUUUACAAACAUCUGGGAAUGUAAAUAUUUUUCGACGAUUAAAAGAUGACCAGCUUCCUGUGAAAGCAGAGAUUAAUUCAAAUUUCCGAACAUUGAAUCAACUACUUCAAACUAGUCAAUUGUCAAUAGUCCCUAGUAAAAUUCCAUCCAUACCGAAUGAACGACCAUUUCAUCAUGAUCAAGUUUUAUUGAGUUAUAAUGAAAUGAUUCGUUUAUUGGGUGUGCAGAAUUUCAACAGUGACUUCAUGUCAUUCAAUAAACCAUGGGAGGCUGUAAUUUUUCCAACUGGUCGACUAAUUUAUUCAGCAUUGAUGAAACCUGACAAGAAUUCAUUUGAUGAACCAAUGACAUCUUUGCAUCGAAAUCGACGAUCACGUAAAUUGAAACCGAAUAACCAGGAGGAAUUUAUAAAUAUUUAUGGUCAGUAUAAAAGGUCACGAAGAAGACCGAAUCAUGUAGGUUCGACUCAGUCAAAUAAACUUUUUCGAAAUAUCAUGCAUCGAUUAAAAUUGAUACAAAAUUUAAAAAAUGACGAUCAAUCAUUAUUACAUGAGAAACUAUUACAUUUUCGAUCGAAUCAACGACGUUUUAAAAAGAAUCGCCAAUUGAAGCGUAUACUGCGAGAAUUUGUCAAUGAUUACAAUAGUUGCCCAUUAUACUAUGUGUGGUAUGAUUUAGGAUCGAAAUUUUGGCCAAGAUGGAUUAAAACUAGUCAAUGUGUUAAUUUGGGCAAUAUUUCUUGUUCCCUACCUCCUGGUAUGUUUUGUCAUGAGAAACGUAUUGAGACUAUAGCUAUCCUACGUUAUAUAUGCCCGGAAAAAUGGCCACUAUCCAAAUGUAACUGGUAUAGGAUACGUUUGCCAAUUGUCACUGAAUGCAGUUGUCAAUGUACAAAUCACAUAAUAGAUAGAAA
This is a messenger RNA of Schistosoma turkestanicum, 1707 nucleotides long. The record is from the annotation of a GenBank genome assembly. Lineage: Eukaryota; Metazoa; Platyhelminthes; Trematoda; Strigeidida; Schistosomatidae.